Magallana angulata is the source of this 584-nucleotide messenger RNA. Its product is annotated as eppin-like. The coding region runs from base 67 to 507 and encodes 146 amino acids. The record is from RefSeq and is a predicted model, not a curated record. Lineage: Eukaryota; Metazoa; Mollusca; Bivalvia; Ostreida; Ostreidae. The transcript is spliced from 5 exons. Gene Ontology annotation, molecular function: serine-type endopeptidase inhibitor activity. Gene Ontology annotation, biological process: negative regulation of peptidase activity. Gene Ontology annotation, cellular component: extracellular region.
CAUGAUGGAUUGAUAAUUCUGAGCAUAUAAACAGCAGUCAAUCGAGAGCAGAAUUAAAUUUACGAUAUGGACUGCAGAAUAAUUAUCCUGUGUCUUUUCUGUACUGCGUAUGCUCAGUAUGGUACUGGAGAGAAGCCUGGCAGGUGCCCCUCAGUAUCUUACAGAGGCAAUUGCUUUUGUAGACCGGGGCGUCAUGGAUGUCACAGUGACUACGACUGCCCUGGAGACAUGAAAUGUUGUGACCGGGGUUGCAGCGUCUGCGGACCAAUUUGUAUGUCUCCGGAGGAUGAUUCACAUGGACCAGGGAGAACUAUUUGUUACCUGCCAAAACAUCUACAAGGCAGCGAAAAAUGCUACGCGAAUUUCCCAAGAUGGUGGUACAAUUGGCAUACAAAUGAAUGCGAACGUUUUAUCUAUGGCGGAUGCAAUGGUACCGCAAACAACUUUGAAACAAGACAAGAGUGUGAAAGACGAUGCAAACGUAGAUACCUCCCCGGCGGUCGUUAACAGCUAUAACACAAUGAAUGAUGACUUCAACAUCUGUGAAUAAAUUGCAAUAGAAAAAUACUUGUUUCUUAUAAUUG